CUAUGUUGAGAAUGGAACGUAUAUUAUAAAUUAUACUUUAUUAGUUUUGUUAAUAAAAAUUAGCGAUAGAUGAAAAUAAUUAUUGUUCGUCUACGAUUAUUUCUUCAAAAACAUUGGUAUAUAUAUCAAAUAAAUAAAAAAAAACAUUCACUUUUAUCGAUCAAAUAACAAAUUUUUUAACCGAUAGAAUAGAAAUAUUUUUUCAUGUGUAAACAUAACGUUACUUUUAUUCAUGGAGAAUGAUACAACUUGUGUUUUUGUUCGAGAUAAAGUACCGCUGGACGAUUUUAAAAGAUUUUUACUUCCUUCGAAAAAUUUUCAGCACCAAUUCUCAAGUAUAUAUUUUACAAGAUUAAAUGCAUUAAGAGAUAACGUAAUACAAAAGGCAAAAACAAAAUGGGCUCCAUAUAAAGUAAUAAAUAUCUCAAAUCUUGUUGAAUUUCAAGAAAAUGAACUCUGUAUCAUCAUAGGAACUCUUUAUAAGCAUCAAGAACUUAAAAAAUCAACCUUGCAAAUGCUUUCAAAAGAACUGCAAUUUUGUCCACAACCAUUACAAUCUAAUUAUGCCUUAUUUAAGAAUAUCUUAUUUUUGGAAGAUGAAACAUUAAGAAUAAAACUAACUGGUAAUCAUAUGAACAUACAAAGUAUUGUAACUGGUAUUGUUUGUGCUAUGCUUGGUCGUCAACAAGAGAAUGGAACAUUUUGGGUAGAGGAUUGGUGUUUUCCAGGAUAUUCUUCAGCACCUUCUACAUCUUGUAUAUCAAUAAAAAAAAGUAAAAUGAUACUAUUAGUUUCUGGAUUAUCUUUGGUAAAUAACAUAAAUUCAUUUGGAUUGACUCUUUUAUCAGAGUGGAUUGUAGGAAUGGCUGGAAAUUCUUGCAUACAAAAAGAAGCUGCACAUAUUGCACAUGUUAUUAUAGCUGGAAAUAGUGUAAGAGGUUUUAUCGAAACAUUUGACCAUAAAAAUUAUUCAAAAAAACAAAAAUAUAAUGAAAUAUUAACUAAGGAAACUCAGGUAGCCACUCAUAGACUUGAUGAAUUUCUUAAACCUAUUGUAAAAUGUUGUUGUGUAACAUUAAUGCCUGGUGAAUUUGAUCCUGUAUGUCAUACAUUGCCUCAACAGCCAUUACAUCCUUGUUUAUUACCACAAACAAUAAGAUUUUACAGAUAUAAGAGUUUUAAUAGUGCUACUAAUCCUUGGGUUGGUUCUAUUGGAUCUCGUAUUAUAGCUGGAUCUAGUGGACAACCAAUUCAAGAUAUUAUGAAAGUUGCUAAUCUUACAGAAAAUACUCCUUUAGCAUGGCUAGAGAAUACAUUAUAUUGGCGACAUUACGUACCUACAGCUCCUGAUAAAUUACCAUCUUAUCCAUAUUUUGAAAAUGAUCCAUUCAUCAUAAAGGAAUGUUUAGACAUAUACUUUGUUGGUAACAUGGAGGAAUAUGAUACAAAAGUAAUAUCUGAUGAAGGACAUAUAGUGAGGUUAGUUUGUAUUCCAAACUUUUCAAAAACUCGAACAGUUGUUUUGCUUGAUUUGGAAAGUCUAGAAACGUUUCCUAUUUCAUUUGAAGCUAGUUUAUGACAUCUAGCAUAUUUCUUUAUAUUUUAUAUUUGUUUUUAUACAAUUUUAAUUGUAUUAUAUCGUAUAAUGUUGUAUUGUAUAUAUAUAUAUAUAUAUGUAUGUAUGUAUUGAAUUGUAAUAUAUU
Vespula pensylvanica (western yellowjacket) is the source of this 1703-nucleotide messenger RNA. Its product is annotated as DNA polymerase delta subunit 2-like. Gene Ontology annotation, biological process: DNA strand elongation involved in DNA replication; DNA replication. Gene Ontology annotation, cellular component: delta DNA polymerase complex. Lineage: Eukaryota; Metazoa; Arthropoda; Insecta; Hymenoptera; Vespidae. Gene Ontology annotation, molecular function: DNA binding. The transcript is spliced from 6 exons. Bases 233 to 1579 code for a protein of 448 amino acids. The record is from RefSeq and is a predicted model, not a curated record.